AUGAAUGGGAUACAAGCUUUAGAAACCCUGGCUCGACGCACCUUCCAGGAAGCAUACUCCGAUCAGGCUUACAACGCGAUGGCACGAUCUCAAGCGUACUGGCGAGCAGUGUUUGGGAUCCCCCGGCCUGCACUUUCUGACGAGGAGUUACAUCAGCGAGAAGUUGAAGAAAGGCAAGCUUUAAAGACCCGACGCGACUUACAGAACCGAAACUCCGAUCUGCUUCACAACAUCGCGGCAAUGCGUGAGAUCCCCCGGCCUGCAUAUUCUGACGAGCAGCCACAUCAGCUAGAUGUCAAAAAAGUGCAAGAUUUAGAGACCCAGGCUCGACGCUACUUACAGCAAGGAUACUCCGAUAUGGCUCGCGGUGCGAUGGCACAGGCUCAAGAGUGUUGGCGACCGGAGCUCGGGAUCCCCCGGCCUGCAUUUUCUGACGAGGAGUCCCAUCAGCUAGAUGUCAAAGAAAUGCAACGUUUGGAGACCCAGGCUCGAGGCUACUUACAGAAAGGAGACCCCGAUACGGCUCGCGGCACGAUGGCACGAGCUCAAGAGUGUUGGUGA
Messenger RNA from Penicillium samsonianum, 561 nucleotides. RefSeq lists its product as uncharacterized. The coding region runs from base 1 to 561 and encodes 186 amino acids. NCBI's taxonomy places the organism in Eukaryota, Fungi, Ascomycota, Eurotiomycetes, Eurotiales, Aspergillaceae. The record is from RefSeq and is a predicted model, not a curated record. The transcript has a single exon.